UCAGAGUAGCUUGAAAAAAUGGGGAGAGUAAGUGUCUUGAAUGAUGCUUUGAAGAGUAUGUACAAUGCCGAGAAGAGAGGCAAACGUCAGGUCAUGAUUAGACCUUCCUCAAAGGUCAUCAUCAAGUUUCUUCUGGUGAUGCAGAAGCAUGGAUACAUUGGCGAGUUUGAGUAUGUUGAUGAUCACAGGGCUGGAAAAAUUGUUGUAGAAUUGAAUGGAAGACUCAACAAAUGUGGGGUCAUUAGCCCUCGUUUUGAUGUUGGUGUUAAGGAAAUCGAGCCCUGGACUGCUAGACUGCUUCCAUCCAGACAGUUUGGUUACAUUGUCUUGACAACAUCAGCUGGGAUCAUGGAUCAUGAAGAAGCUCGCAGGAAGAAUGUUGGUGGUAAAGUGCUAGGCUUCUUUUAUUAACCACGACUAUUGAAGUUGCAUAGAGGUACUCUGGCUUUUUGCAUAUCCAUAUUGUGCUGUGGGAAAUGUAGUUUCUAGAGAUUUUGAUUACCUUUUUCCCCUUCCUUUUGUACUGCUGGUUUAAAUUUUAUGUUUGAGAAUGUUGAAU
Messenger RNA from Striga asiatica, 559 nucleotides. Lineage: Eukaryota; Viridiplantae; Streptophyta; Magnoliopsida; Lamiales; Orobanchaceae. The record is from the annotation of a GenBank genome assembly.